UUCUUCUCCCAACUGAAGGUUUGCACUCUUCAACCUCAGAGCCAUUGCUAUGGUGGUAGCUUUACCGUAGCUCCCGUUGUCCGCGUUCUCUCUGCCCGAGACAAUCACGUGGUAGAAGUUUUAAUACCAGAACAAGCGCGUAUCAGCAAAUUAGUAAACAAAAUGUUAAAAAUUGGUAUAUUCUUCCUGGUCUGCCUGCCAUUUCUUCAAAUCGCGAGAUCUGAUGACAUCAUAGAUGCGUUUUGUGAAACCGAUCAUGAUUGUGAGACGUUCCGGACCAGCGCGGUCAAUGCCACGUGCAUCAAUGGAUCCUGCGAGUGCGUGGAAGUGUCUAGUGGUAACUGUACCAGUUGUAAGCCAGUGGUUUUCAAAUCGGCCAACCAGAUCGGUGGCCAGUGUCCAUGUCACGCGGAAAACUCCGUCUGCAGUGAAAAAACACAGCUCUGUGUUUGCAUGGAUGGCUACCAGCCGAGCCGAGGAGGGAAAAAAUGUAUCGAGAAGUUCGUUCCACUUGGGAAGCCUUGCGAGAUUGAUGAACAAUGCUUAAGAAUGGACCAUUUUUCAGUGUGCGACCCGGUUGAGCUGAAUUGUACCUGUUCCCGUCAUUUUGUGUCAUAUGAACACAAGUGCCAUUCGAUUAUCGCGAUCGCUACCAAUGUCACAUGCACUCAGCCCUCCGACUGCUCUAACCAAACAGCCAACUCCAUUUGCUAUGAGAGUCAAUGUAUCUGCGAUACAGGCUUCGUAGCCAAUGAUGAGAACACAACAUGCUUGGCGAUUUCCAAUUACGAGCAGGCUUGCAUUGAUACGAAUCAGUGCAUCGCACAGCUCGGUGUUGGAUCGGUUUGUAACGCGGGCAAGUGUGUAUGUAACGAGCAGCACUUUCCGUUUCCGAUCCAUUCACACGAUGCUAUAGCGGCGCAGAACAGUAUACGCGUGAUUUGCAAGAGGAAAGUCGUGCAUGGUGCAAGCUGCAAUGACGAUAAAGACUGCUACGCGUUCCAUCAAGGACCCCACGAGCAGACAAUGGAAUGCUUCAUGGGUGAGUGCGUCUGCUCCUCAGGGUUCACCGUAAAGGACAACAUAUGUAUAAGCAACAGUGGCUCGUCAAUCAAACACGGUUCAUGCCUGUUGACAGCGCUGUUAUUUAUUUUGUUUGCCACCCAUGCACAGUAACCGAAGUUACUCGCCAUCGCUCACUCACCAAUUAGUGUUUUGAUAUUCAUGUUUGUUAAUAAAAAAAAUUACAUACAUAA
This is a messenger RNA of Toxorhynchites rutilus septentrionalis, 1256 nucleotides long. Its product is annotated as tenascin. The transcript is spliced from 7 exons. NCBI's taxonomy places the organism in Eukaryota, Metazoa, Arthropoda, Insecta, Diptera, Culicidae. The record is from RefSeq and is a predicted model, not a curated record. The coding region runs from base 163 to 1176 and encodes 337 amino acids.